Molecule: messenger RNA, 1389 nt
Organism: Batrachochytrium dendrobatidis JAM81
Lineage: Eukaryota; Fungi; Chytridiomycota; Chytridiomycetes; Rhizophydiales
Exons: 1
Coding region: 1-1389 (462 amino acids)
Source: RefSeq, a predicted model, not a curated record
AUGCAUUUGGCCAUGAAAAAUAUCUCUCUUUACCAGCAACUUACAAGUUUACCCUUUGAACUUCGUAGAAUUAUAUACAAAUAUGCAGGCGUAUUUACAGAAUUGAUUCAUGGUCAACUAGAAACUCCAUAUUCUGCAUCCACUUUGUCGCAGCUAUGGGCUCAAUGUUUGGCAUUCGAUGCUGUUCAUUUGGUCUCAAAACUUCCAGCAAUAACACUCACAUGGGAAUUGAUAUUUUUACAUUCCGAGAGAAUGCACAAACAUGUAUGGACAUCCAAAAGGUUAAUCUUUAACAGGUCUGCCAUAACAGGACUUACUCUUGGAGAGAAUAUGUCUCGUGCAAGACGUACUGAAUGGUUUCAUUCAGUUGAAUUGGCCACUCGAGCCAACGUCGGUGCAGCUCAUAUAUACCUCAAGACUCUUGACCUUGAUUCAUCAUGGCAAUUUUCAGAGAAAUUCAUUCUACAACAGCUUGUCAUUGCAGCUGGAAUUGGUGACCUUUUUUCAAUCGAACGUACUCUGAAUUCGGGUAUACCUCAACUAUACAUCAUUGAUGCCAUCGAACUUGCUGCAACUCAUGGCCAUCUUCCUGCAGUAAUCUUACUAUGCAAUACUCAGGCUGAAAUUAUACCUUCCAUUGCAGGUGCAGUUCAAAAUAACCACCUGGAAAUAAUCCAAUAUUUAGUACUUCAAUACCCUAAAGUCGUCCAAACGUGUCCUAUUGAAGAUUGUGUAAGACUGAAAUUCAACGAGGUUUUGAUUUGGCUUCUGGAACACACCAGAUUGACUACAAGACCUGCAUGCGAUUAUCUACAGGGUUACUGUGUGCGAUAUGGGAAUCUUGAACUUCUCAUGUACUUGCACAGUCGUAAUAUCGGCGCAUUGUUUUUGGACAACUCUUUGGAAAUGGCUGCCAAAUCUGGAUAUUUUAAAACUCUCCAGUGGGUCAAGCUGCACAUGCCUUGGAUCAAAUGGGACGCUUCAGUAAUAGAGUGUGCUGCUGCAUCUGGAAAUCUUGAUAUUAUACAAUGGUUGGUCACAUUUAUUUCAGAUACUGAUUUUGGGCGUUCGGUUGAUCUUGCUGCUAUCAAUGGUCAUAUUGAAGUGCUCCGAUUUCUGUAUGCUUCUAGCAAGCAAACAUGUCAACGCGAUACAAUUGAUAUUGCAACCAAAAAUGGACAUGCACUUGUAGUUGGGUUUCUUAUUGAUCAAGGGCAAACUUGCUCUCUUUCUGCGUAUGUUUGGACAGCAACACAUGGCCAUUUUGAAGUCAUCAAAGUUUUAUUCAAGCACACUCCGCGCAUAGACUGGUCAAUUGUUCGUACUUGCGCAAUUCAUCAAGGCCAUCAUCACAUUUCAGAUUGGUUAGAUGCGCAAUUAUGUUCCUGA